This is a messenger RNA of Telopea speciosissima, 2101 nucleotides long. Its product is annotated as probable receptor-like protein kinase At1g30570. The coding region runs from base 281 to 2101 and encodes 606 amino acids. Gene Ontology annotation, biological process: protein autophosphorylation. The record is from RefSeq and is a predicted model, not a curated record. Gene Ontology annotation, cellular component: plasma membrane; plasmodesma. Gene Ontology annotation, molecular function: ADP binding; transmembrane receptor protein tyrosine kinase activity; ATP binding. The transcript has 4 exons. NCBI's taxonomy places the organism in Eukaryota, Viridiplantae, Streptophyta, Magnoliopsida, Proteales, Proteaceae.
UGGCAGGGAUCAGGCAAAGAUAAUUGAAUUAGUUGUCAAAAGGAUUUUGGAUGAACUAGUCAGUAGCACACACUUGGAUGAAUGCAAAUAUCCUAUUGGUAUAGAUUCUUGUGUAAAAAAUCUAUUAUCUUUAUUAAAUAUUGGUUCCAGUGAUGUUCAAUUCGUAGGAAUUUGUGGUCCUAGUGGCAUCGGGAAGACAAAAAUUGUUGAGGCUGCCUAUAAUCGCAUCCUUUCAACCUUCAAUAGGCAUAGUUUUAUUUCAGAUGUCAACAAACAAGCAAUGCAUUGCACGGGUCUUGCGUCUUUGCAGAAGCGACUUCUUAAAGAUAUCUUCAAAGUAGACUUUGACAUAAAUCAUUAUCAUAGAGGGAAAAAAUUGAUUAAACGCAUGCUUUGCAAAGAAAAUGUUCUUCUUGUUCUUGAUGAUGUGGAUAGUAAGGAACAGGUAGAUGCUUUGGCCAAUAAGCACAGUUGGUUUGGUGCAGGAAGUAGAGUCAUAAUAAUAACCAGAGAUGAACAUAUCUUGAAUGUGGCUAAAGUUGAUAAAGAUAAAAUCUAUUGGCCUCAAGUUCUAAACUGUGCGGAAUCUCUUCAACUAUUUAGCUUGCAUGCCUUCUCAAUGGAUGAACCUCCUUUAGAGUAUGUGAAACUUUCACAUGAUAUGGUACUCUAUUCGGGAGGGUUGCCUUCAAUUCUAGAGGUGUUGGGGUCUUACCUAUUGGAUAUAAGUAACAAAGAAGAGUGGAAAAGUACAUUGCGAAAAUUGAAAACAGGUCAAACCUCUAUCUCUAGUCUUGCGUCUCUACGCAGCAAGAGAAAGAACACAUGUCCUAUAAAAGACAAUCCUCUUGGUUGGCGCCCACAACUUCAUGGAACCAUUGGAAUUAGCAACACGGUUGCUAGAGUAUCUAAAGUCCUCGAAGGAUGUCUGGAUCUAAAUGGCUUCAUAGCUAGUGAUAUAGUCGGUAAUAAGUGCUUCACAACAGUAGAGAUUCGAGCUGGAAUAUCUAAAUUCACCGGAGGAUAUUUGAAUCCAAAUGACUCUACAGUUACUGAUAGAGUCGAUAAGCGGUUCAGAAUAGCAGAGAUCCGUGCUGCAACAAAGAAUUUUGAUGAAUCAUUGGUGAUCGGAGUUGGUGGCUUUGGCAGAGUUUACAAGGGUGUAAUGGAUGACGGGACUCUGGCAGCAUUCAAGCGUGCCAAACCGCAAUCUAUACGAGGCCCAGCAGAAUUUGUGAUAGAGGUUGGGAUGCUAUCGAAGCUCAAGCAUAGAGAUGUGGUUUCCAUGAUUGGGUUCUGUGAGGAAAAGAAUGAGAUGAUUUUGGUAUAUGAGUAUAUGGCAAAUGGGAAUCUCAGGAAUCAUCUUUUUAGGAGUGACCUCCCACCAUUAACAUGGAAGCAGAGACUAGAGAUUUGCAUAGGUGUUGCACGAGGGCUCCAUUACCUCCACACAGGGUCAGAGUAUGGUAUAAUCCAUAGGGAUGUUAAGCCAUCCAACAUACUAUUGGAUGAGAACUUUGUAGCAAAAAUAUCUGAUUUUGGAUUAUCAUUAACAUUAGAUGAUACCAUUUUUAUUUCUAUUAUAACAGGAACCUUUGAAUACAUGGCUCCAGAAUACAUUUGUAGGGGGCAGUUGUCUAAAGGGUCAGAUGUCUACUCUUUUGGUGUAGUACUGUUUGAGAUUGUUCUCGGUCGACAGUGCCGAAGAUGGAGAUCACUUGAAACCAUUGUGGACCGACGGCUUGAAGGGAAUUACUCUCCAAAAUCAUUGAAGAAAUUUGGGAAGAUCAUAAAGAAAUGUCUUGCCGAGAAGGGUGAGAAUCGACCCACAAUGGGGGAAGUGCUGUUGGAUUUAGAGUAUGUCUUGCAACUGCAUGAAAAAUGUUUCUUGCUUUUUGAUCAUUCUAUUGGAAUUUUGUUGUUUGAUAACUUGCAAAACAUGAAUUCUGGGUAUUUGGGAAAAGUGGUUGUUAGUUUAUUUACUCGCAUGGUUUUCCUCUGUUUCCCUUGCAUCAGUGCAAGGAAGGAAAGAAUUUACCUUCCUUAUGACGAGUUGGAAUGUGCUGAUCUCUCCGAGGAUGACAAUUCCAUGGGAAAGUGA